This is a messenger RNA of Clonostachys rhizophaga, 393 nucleotides long. NCBI's taxonomy places the organism in Eukaryota, Fungi, Ascomycota, Sordariomycetes, Hypocreales, Bionectriaceae. The record is from the annotation of a GenBank genome assembly.
AUCAAGAAAAGGCUGCUCACCUAUGUAGUCAAGGUGGAUGCUCAGCGUCAGCCGAGCGCAACAUCCAAGUAUAAAUUCAACUGGAAAGAGUCCUCCGAUCCUCAAGGCAAAUAUUCACACCCCGAUCGUUCUGCCGUUACAGCCAUAUUUGGCAGUGAGGACAUCGUGAGGGUCUACUACGAAACAAUGAAGGACUCCAUCGAAAUGAUCAUCUCCUUAUUCUACAAGGGCAUUCGGGAACACGACCAAACUGCCAGCGCCAUUAUUUUCACUGGCGGUUCUGAAUUGAUCUACCGAGUCUUCGAAUAUGUUCUACGACAGUGGUUUGGUGACGCCUGCCCCAAAAUAUGGGAUAAGUUUAGUCCUGGUGAACUCCAGUUUAAGUACCAGUGA